AACGGCAUCCAUCACCUCACCAUCUUGAGAGCAACAGCUACUAGCUCCUACAGAAACUACGACCGAUUGCCGAUUGGUUCCAAGCCAUAGCCAUGGCGGGGAACCACGAGAACCAUGGCCUGCUUUUGGCCGGUGCCAUCCUGCUUCUCACUCUUCUCCUCGUCGUCAAGCUCAGGCGACGCAGCAAGCAGUAUGGUGGCGUGACGCUGAACCUGCCUCCGGGGCCAUGGCAGCUGCCGGUGAUCGGCAGCAUGCACCACCUCGUGGGCGCGCUCCCGCACCGCGCCAUGCGCAACCUCGCCCUCCGGCACGGCCCGCUCAUGCUGCUCCGCAUGGGCGAGCUCCCCGUCGUUGUGGCCUCGUCGGCGGCCGCGGCGAUGGAGAUCAUGAAGACCCACGACGUCGCCUUCGCCACGCGGCCGAGGACGAACACCACUGUUUCGCUCACUGGAGACGGCCUCGGCAUCGCCCUCGCGCCGCACGGCGACCACUGGCGCCGUGUCCGCAAGCUCUGCGCCACGGAGCUUCUCGGCGCGCCGCGGGUUCGGUCGUUCCGAGGGACGCGUGAGGCCGAGGCGGCCGCCCUCGUUGCGUCCGUGGCCGUGGAGGCGGCGUCCGGAGCCGCUGUGAACGUCAGCUCCCUCGUCGCCACGUAUGUCGCCGACGCCGUAGUGCGCUCCAUGGUUGGCGACCGGAUCGCGGACCGCGAAGCCUUCCUGGCGUGCCUUUGCGAGGGUGUCAGGGUGGCCGCUGGGUUCAGUCUCGCCGACCUGUUUCCGUCGUCGCGCCUCGCGCGCGCGCUCAGCGGGACGGCGCGCCAAGUGGAGGCGACGGUCCGGGAGAUGUCCCGGCUCAUGGACGGCGUCAUCGAGGAGAAACGCGCGAGGAAGGCGGCCGGCGCCGGCUGCGAGGAAGAGGAGGACAUCUUGGACGUGCUUCUGGACGGCGGCGGCGGCGGCGCGCCUCUCGACAUCGGGACGGUCCGUGCUAUGAUGAGGGACCUCUUCGGGGCCGGGAGCGAGACCUCGGCGUCGACGUUGCAGUGGGCCAUGGCGGAGCUGGUGCGGAAACCGGCGGCGCUCCGGAGGGCGCAGGCGGAGGUGCGCAGCGCGCUCGCCGGGCAGAGCCGCGCCCGGGAGGAGGCCUUGCAGGAGCUGCCGUACCUGCGGCUGGUGAUCAAGGAGACGCUCCGGCUGCACGCGGCAGUGCCGCUGCUCCUCCCGCGGGAGUGCCGCGAGCCCAGUCGCGUCCUCGGGUACGACGUGCCCCAGGGCACCAUGGUGCUGGUCAACGCGUGGGCCAUCGGCCGGGACGCGGCGAGCUGGGGGCCGGACGCCGAGGAGUUCCGGCCGGAGAGGUUCGAGGAGGAAUCCGCGGCGGCGGUGGACUUCAGAGGGACGGACUUCCAGCUUGUGCCGUUCGGGGCGGGGCGGAGGAUGUGCCCCGGGAUCACGUUCGGGCUCGCCGUCAUGGAGGUCGCGCUGGCGAGCCUCCUCUUCCAUUUCGACUGGGAGCUCCCCGGGGGGACGGAGGAGCUGGACAUGGCGGAGGCGUUCGGGAUCACGGCGAGGAGGAAGAGCGACCUGUGGCUGCAUGCCACCGUCGUCGUGCCACCUCUGUAAGUAAAUUUGCAUGUGGAGAUCGAUCAACGUGUGGGAAAUCUGUAUGAUCGAUCUUCUAGGUUGCGGCUAUGCAAAUUUGUCUCAAAAUUCAUAGUACGAUUCGCAUCUUGUGGAAACUCCCUAUUGAAGUAGUGCUCCCUCCGUCCCCGAAAAAAUGUCGCGCGGGCAGUGUACUGGCAAUUUUGCAAAAACGCCCUCGUUCUUUCAAACAUUGACAAUUUCUGGUUCUAAACUGUCAAUUUCUCAACACUGAUGUUGAUUUCUGUACUGUCAAUUUUUUAACAUUACAGUGGAGUAUUGGCAUUAUAGAACAUUUGUGUAUGUCAGUGGAGCAUUGCCAAGUUUCUGAACAUUUGCGUACCGUCAGUUCCAUCAACAUUACAGUGGAGUGUUAAGUACUGUCAAUUUCAGUUAUAAGUGUUCUGUCAAUAUUUGUAAUGUUCACUAUGAAAUUUCAACUACAGUGGAGUAUUCUCACACUGCUAUGGAGCAUUUUCGCGAUAUUUUAAUGUGAUUUUCAUUCAAGUAUCAUAAAUUUCAGUUACCUGUCUAGUCUAUUGUCACAAUUCAGUUUACUACUAUAUCAUUCAGUUAAGUAUGACAUCCAUCCUAUUCAUUUUCAAGGAGUAACACACAUGCUAGAGUAAAUCACACAGAGCAAAGCAAAGCAAAUGGCUCCAGAGGGACGGACUUCCAGCUUGUGCCGUUCGGGGCGGGGCGGAGGAUGUGCCCCGGGAUCACGUUCGGGCUCGCCGUCAUGGAGGUCGCGCUGGCGAGCCUCCUCUUCCAUUUCGACUGGGAGCUCCCCGGGGGGACGGAGGAGCUGGACAUGGCGGAGGCGUUCGGGAUCACGGCGAGGAGGAAGAGCGACCUGUGGCUGCAUGCCACCGUCGUCGUGCCACCUCUGUAAGUAAAUUUGCAUGUGGAGAUCGAUCAACGUGUGGGAAAUCUGUAUGAUCGAUCUUCUAGGUUGCGGCUAUGCAAAUUUGUCUCAAAAUUCAUAGUACGAUUCGCAUCUUGUGGAAACUCCCUAUUGAAGUAGUGCUCCCUCCGUCCCCGAAAAAAUGUCGUGCGGGCAGUGUACUGGC
Aegilops tauschii subsp. strangulata is the source of this 2710-nucleotide messenger RNA. Its product is annotated as desmethyl-deoxy-podophyllotoxin synthase-like. NCBI's taxonomy places the organism in Eukaryota, Viridiplantae, Streptophyta, Magnoliopsida, Poales, Poaceae. Gene Ontology annotation, molecular function: monooxygenase activity; iron ion binding; oxidoreductase activity, acting on paired donors, with incorporation or reduction of molecular oxygen. The record is from RefSeq and is a predicted model, not a curated record.